Messenger RNA from Rhizoctonia solani, 2331 nucleotides. Its product is annotated as aminotransferase class-III protein. Gene Ontology annotation, biological process: biotin biosynthetic process. Gene Ontology annotation, cellular component: mitochondrion. Bases 1 to 2331 code for a protein of 776 amino acids. The transcript is spliced from 6 exons. Gene Ontology annotation, molecular function: pyridoxal phosphate binding; dethiobiotin synthase activity; S-adenosyl-L-methionine:8-amino-7-oxononanoate transaminase activity. The record is from RefSeq and is a predicted model, not a curated record. NCBI's taxonomy places the organism in Eukaryota, Fungi, Basidiomycota, Agaricomycetes, Cantharellales, Ceratobasidiaceae.
AUGUACACACCUUUACAGCAACCUUCCCUGUCCCACAGCCUUGACGAGCACAGCAUAUAUCCCGUAUUUGGCGCCAACACGGAUGUGGGAAAGACGGUCCUCACGACUGCUCUGUGCCGCGCUGCUGCGGCAUCUUCUCGCCGAGUGUAUUUUUUGAAGCCUCUAAGUACUGGACACGCUGCAGACGCUGAUGACGGGCAUAUCCUGAGGCAUGCUGGGCCAUUCUCUGAGCGCAUAGCGCGGAUUGCUUGUAUCGCUAUGGGGACCCACGAUGCCGAAUUCGUACGUAGUAUAUCUAAACACAUUCGGAAGCGCGCGGAGGAUAGGGCCGAGAGUGCUAUGUUCAUUGAGACUGCCGGAGGUGUCCACAGUCCGACGCUUCUUGGGACGCUUCAAGCCGAUGCAUACAGACCACUGCUUUUACCCACUGUCCUCAUUGCGGAUCCACGUCUAGGUGGUAUCUCGUCGACUAUCUCAGCAUAUGAAUCUAUGGUCAUGCGAGGAUAUAGCAUCGAUCUAGUCUUAUGUAUGCUCGAUCAACCGUGGUCAAAAGCUUACCUUAACCACGAGUUUUUAACACCAUGGUUCGCCGAGCGAGGUAUCCCUGUAUGCGCGCCCCCUCCCCCACCAGCCAAAUCUGAUAGUGAUCGAUCCAAUAUGGAAGCUUACUACUCCCAGAUAUCCGGAGGUUCGGGCGAAAUAUGGCGCGCUGAUCAAAUCCUGUCGGAAGCACACAAGAAACGAAUUGAUAAUCUUGAAAGCAUGCCCGAGAGGGCAACAAAAUCAUUCUGGUGGCCAUUUGUUCAACACGAUUUUAUCAAAAACCCUGAAAAGGAUAUUACUACUAUCGAUAGUGCAUAUGGGGACUCAUUUUCAGUCCAUUCUUCAAGCUCAACUGGCUCUCUGCUUAAGCCUCACUUGGAUGGCUCCGCGUCUUGGUGGACGCAAUCCUUUGGCCACUCUCACCACCGACUGGCCCUAGCGGCUGCCCAGGCUGCGGGUCGAUAUGGACACGUGAUAUUCCCUCUCGCAGUACAUCAGCCUGCACUUGACCUCGCUGAGCGACUCAUCAAAGGCCUCGGAGCAGGCUGGGCUGAUCGGGUCUUUUUCUCCGAUGACGGGAGCACGGCGGUCGAAGUAGCACUCAAGAUGGCGGUGCGGGCUGUGGCACUUAGACGUCAGAGAGGUUCCAAGAGCGAGCUGGGCGUCCUGGGCAUCAAGGGAAGCUAUCACGGUGAUACGAUUGGUGCUAUGGACGCGUGCGAAGGUGGGGUCUAUAAUGCCUCGGUUGAAUGGCAUCGGGAGAGGGGGUUCUGGUUUGACCCCCCAACCGUAGGCGUGCAUGAUGGCAUCGCUCAGGUCACGGUACCAAAUGACCUGGGUGCACAAAAGUACACAUUCAAGUCGAUUGCAGACAUAUACGAUAUCGACUCCCGGUCGAACACCCCACUAUUCACCGCAUAUAAGAAGUAUAUCCAAGGGGAGAUCAAGCGUCUGACUCAAUCCGGCCGUACAUUUGGGGCUUUAGUCAUCGAGCCGAUCAUCCUAGGUGCGGGUGGAAUGCUGUUUAUUGAUCCGCUCUUCCAGCGGGCUCUGGUUGAUACCGUCCGCUCUUCCAGCGACCUCUUCGAAACUGGGCAACCGAAAACCUCUAGUGAAUGGACGGGGCUACCAGUCAUUUUCGACGAAGUUUUUACAGGCUUCCAUCGUAUUGGUCCUUUGACCCCAGCCUCAAUGCUGGGAACCAAACCGGACAUAGGUGUUUACGCCAAGAUUCUAACUGGCGGAGUGGUUCCUCUUAGCGCUACACUGGCGACCGACUCCAUCUUUUCGGCAUUCAACUUCCCAGGCGCUAAAAAAAUCGACGCACUUCUUCAUGGUCAUAGUUAUUCUGCACAUCCUGUUGGAUGUGCUGUGGCCACUGCAGCGAUGGACGAAAUCAAAGUAGUCACUCAAGGGCCAGAAUGGAAGAAUGCCAUAAAAAGAUGUUCAAGUGGGUUGUAUGCGUCCAAUGGUCGAAGCGAAGGUGGCGCAUGGACUCUGUGGGAUCCAAAUUUUAUUGAAACCGCUUCAAAAAGCAAGCGGGUUGAACAGGUAAUGGCGUUAGGCACCGUGUUUGCCAUGACGCUGCGUGGUGCAGAAGGGGGAUACCAAGCAACCAUCGCCCAAGAUUUCAUUAGUUUGAUCCAGAACCAGCUAUCUACCGAUAGCGGGGACUACGGCUUACACGCUCGAACUUUAGGAGACGUGGUUUACUUUAUGAGCAGCCUCAAUACAAGGCGCGAAACGCUUAGCGUGAUCGAAAAAGCUGUACUUGUGGCUUUAGAGUAA